AUGGGUGCCGGUAAAACCGCGGUUAACCGCCGAUUUUCUUGCGGUUUUUAUUACAUGGGACAGCAACAACAUCAAAUGAUCACAAUAAUGACUAAUAGUAUAAAACAAAUAAUUUUUUUUACAUGCUCGACAACAACAACAAUUUGUAAUGCAAUAAAUAAAAUAAAAACUAAUUGUAAUCAUUAUGAUGAUGAUAUACAACAAUUAAGAAAUCAAGCUAAAUCUUCUUUUUCUAAACACAUCAACUCAUUAGAACAAUUAGUUCAUAAACAAACUGAAACAUUAAAUAAAGCAUUAGAAGGAGCUUUUCCAACGGAAGAUCGUCUUCGCUCUAUUUCAUCACUACCUAAUUUAGCCAAAGUUUUUGAAAAAAUAAUAGCUGAACGUAUAGAAAAAUGGUGUAAUGAUCAAGGAAUCUAUGUAGACGAGCAAUCAGGGUUCAUCACAAACAGACAAUUACAAACAAGAAUUCUUGCCCUACUUGAGGAUCUCAAAUUGACAGUAGCAGCUCUGAAUAGACCUGCACUUACAAUAUUUAUAGACAUUUUAACAGCUUUUGAUCGUAUGUGGUAUCCUGCUCUAAUGAAGUCUCUUGAGAAAUUAAAUAUGCCAUUAGAAUUGAGAAAAUGA
Rotaria sp. Silwood2 is the source of this 630-nucleotide messenger RNA. Lineage: Eukaryota; Metazoa; Rotifera; Eurotatoria; Philodinida; Philodinidae. The record is from the annotation of a GenBank genome assembly.